AUGAUUCACUUACUAACAUUAUGGUUGGUAUAUUAUAUUGCUGCUGCAACAAAUGGGCGACUUAUUUACAACAGUACGAUAUCUGCUAAACAACAACGACCUGUACAGAACAUCCAUGGAAAAGCAGUAGAUCGAAUGGUAAAGACAGUGGAUGAGAAAUUAAACAAUGAUCGUUUGAUACUCAUAUCUUAUUUGGCUGCAAUAAGUCAGUUUCCAAAGAAUCUAUUCGAUUCACUAAAAUUACUGUCUGAGGCUAGUAACAUUGAAACAGCAGCUGAAAGGGAUAAAAAUUAUGGCUACUUGUCGAAAUGCUUCCGAACAGACUUUGAAGGUUCGAUGAUAUCCGGAGCUUUAAAAGUAGCCGUGGACGAUGUGAAUGCCGAUCCGGAAUUGCUUCCAAAUCAUAAGCUAAUUUAUACCUUCAACAACACAUGUGGCGACGAGCAGCAAAGUACUCGGUUUUUCAUGCAACACUGGGCACAAGGUGCUAAAGUUUUCAUCGGUCCAGAAAUGAACUGUCGGACGGAAGCGACAAUGGCAGCUGCUCAGAAUUUACCCAUUUUAUCUUAUAAAUGCAAGGAUGCGAUGAUGUCCGACAAAUCCAAAUAUCCAACAUUUGCGAGAACAGUACCAACGGAAACAGAAAUAACGGCUGCCAUGAUUGCACUGUUCAAACAUUUCAAAUGGCGCAAAUUCUCAGUAAUUUAUGAGAGGAAUGUAGCAAACGAGGAGUUAUUCCACUCGAUAAAGAGCACUAUUGAAAAGCAGAAUGUGGGCCUGAAAGCCAUUUAUGAUCAUUAUAUGAUCAUAAAUGUGAGUAUUGUACCCCAUCCGUUCUCGGAAAUUGAACGAAGCAAUAUCGAGCAAAUCAUACGUGAUACAUAUGCCUCAACUCGGAUUUAUCUGACGCUUGGAAAUGUUCGUUUGUUUCGUCGGAUACUUCUGGAAAUGGGAGCGCAAGGUUUAAUGGAAUCUGGUGAUUAUGCGUUGAUUUAUCUGGAUCCCGAUUAUAACUGGUUGAACACCUAUCAUGCCAUGAAUAAUCAUUUUUUCAGAGAUACUCUGCUUUCGGUAAAGCAAUCAUGGGAUGAUUUGAAUUCACAAGAUCGAAAAGUUGUAAAUUUUUCGAAAUUUGCUCUGGCAAUCAUUCCAACGCCGGUACAGUUAAAUGCUCCAGAAUUUAUAGCAUUUUGGCGUAAAGCUAAUCAUUAUUUACCACUAUUUGGUAUGAAACAGAGCAAUACUACAACUUCUAUUAAAGCAAAUCGUUUUGCAUGUUAUUUAUAUGAUGCUGUGAAAUUAUAUGCAUUAGCAUUAACAAUAGUAUUGAACGAAACUACCAGUGAGCAAUAUUCAGAUGGCUAUGAUCCUGUCUCGGAUGGAAAACGGAUCAUUAAUCACAUCUUGGGGCGUGUGUAUCGAAGUAUACAAGGAUUCGAUAUGCAUAUUAAUAGCAACGGGGAUGCACAAGGCAAUUAUACUCUACUGGCACUACAAGAAAUAGAGCCAGUACUGGAUGUGAAUAAUCCGGACUACUAUCCGCUUAAUUAUGGUUUAGCUAUUACUGCUGAUUUCGUUCACGACUUUUUGGGCGAUCUUCCUCUGUUACGCUUCAAACGUAAUAUCCAAUGGCCUACCGGAUUUGCACCUCGUGACGAACCUAUUUGUGGAUUUCAUGGGAAAAUGUGCAAAAAAGAUUGGUGGUUAACAGUUUUUCUGACAACAACCACUGCGUUCUGUUUUUUCUCGGUUAUUGGAAGUGCAAUGAUUUAUCGGAGUUACAAAUUUGAGAAAGAGCUAUCAAAUGUUUGGAAAAUUGAUCAACGCGAAAUCGAAAAGAUUGUACAGUGCUGUGAGUCUGCUGUUUCAUUAUAUGUUGUGGAAAAUAACCAGAUGUUGCUGCAGAACGAUGAGGAGUGCAAUCAGGAGAAACGGUGGCCUGGAUUAUGUGGUGUUGCACUUUAUAAAGGAGCUGUGGUAUCCAUUAAUGAAAUUACUUAUCCGCGUAAGGUAAAGGAAUUGACUCGAGCAGCCAAAUUGGAAAUGAGAAUUAUGCGUCAGUUGCAUCAUGACAAUGUUAACUCAUUCAGGGGAAUUGUGGUUGGUUCGUCAUCUAUAUGUGUAGUGAGAGAAUUCUGCGCGAGAAGUUCAUUGAUGGAUAUCCUCCGUAAUCAUGACCUCAAAUUGGACCAUUUAUUCAUCGCAUCAUUUGUGGAAGAUCUUGUAAAGGGCAUGAUAUAUCUGCAUGAAUCAGACUUGGGAGUCCAUGGAAAUCUAAAAUCUACCAACUGCUUGAUUACAAGUCGAUGGGCUUUACAAAUAGCUGAUUUCGGGUUACACGAAAUUCGAGAUGGCCAGGAAUGGGGAAGUGAUGAUUUUAUGUGGGAAAAUUUUCUGUGGACGUCGCCGGAAUUGUUACUGAAAAGUGGAUGUGUGCAUUCUGUUAAAGGUACUCAAAAGGGCGAUGCUUAUUCGUUUGGUAUUAUCUUGCAUGAAAUUAUAACACGACAGGGACCAUUCAUGAUGCUCCGAAACAGUGAUUUAACUGCCAAAGAAGUAGUGUUGAAUGUAUUGAAUAAUGUUGAUUAUCGUCCAUCAUGUGACGGGCUCCCGGCUGCCAGUUAUGUUGUCAAUGUUAUGACAAUGAGUUGGUCUGCUAUUCCCGGGAAUCGUCCCGACUUCCGAACUAUUCGACACAAACUAAAACCUAUGUUUGAACCAAUUUACAAAAGAAAUAUUAUGGACCAUAUGAUGGUAAUGAUGGAGAAAUAUCAAAAUCAGUUGGAAGAUUUAGUGGAUGAGCGUACCACUGAAUUGAGAGAAGAAAAACGGCGAACAGAAAAUUUGCUUCAGCGUAUGCUGCCUGUUUCGGUGGCUCAGCAGUUGCUUGCUGGUCGGGAUGUUGUACCGGAAUCGUUUUCUUCUGUUACCAUUUAUUUCUCGGAUAUUGUCGACUUUACAAAAAUCUCAGGCGUAUCAACUCCUUUGCAAGUAGUUGAAUUCCUCAACAAAUUAUAUACCCUAUUUGAUCAUAUCAUCAAACAGUAUGAUGUUUACAAGGUGGAAACGAUAGGUGACGCAUACAUGGUAGUCUCUGGAAUGCCUGAAGCUCGUCCGGUCGAAGUACAUGCAGAACAAAUUGGUAUGAUGGCACUUCAUCUUCUGGCUGCUGUUCGGAACUUUAAAAUCCCACAUCUACCCCAGGAACAGCUCAGAUUACGUAUUGGCAUUCAUACAGGACCGUGUGUGGCUGGUGUUGUAGGCAAAACAAUGCCACGUUACUGUUUGUUCGGUGAUACAGUGAAUACAGCUUCACGUAUGGAAAGCAAUGGUUGUCCCCUGAAAAUUCACUGCAGCGAAGAAACGCAUGAUGUUCUAGCAAGGAUUGAUGGUUUUGAAUUGAAAAAACGAGGCACGCUGCAAAUUAAGGGUAAAGGAUUAAUGACUACGUAUUGGUUAACAUCUCGUAGAAAUGCAACAUUUGCAAUAAAGGAUGAAUGCGAGCUGUUGUUGGAUGAAAAGUUGACACCGAAUAUUUUUCCACGAAUGUCUGUUCGAAAUAGAAGACUUUCCACUUCGGCAGUCAGUAAAGGAUCAUCUAUUUCUUUGGUUGGAAAGGAGCCAUCGUUGUUACGCCGUAUCAUUGAACGUGCUACAUUUCUUCGGGACGAUAACUUGUGUACUAGUUAUAUCCAUGAAAAUAACAAUGUCAACAGUAACAGGCCACAACUGACAUGUUCGAUUUUUCCGUACAGACGAUCAUCUUCCCUACCUUAUAAGGAUGCGUGUGGUCAACAAAUGAAAGAUACAGAGAAAUUGCAAGUAAAUGAGAUGCAAAAAUCUGACAAUAUGCAAUAUCUUGGAAAUUAUAGUGGGAUGCAGUCACUCUGUAAAGGUUUGAUGUCAAGAAAACGUCCACUUUCUUAUGAAGCUGGUAUAUAUUCAACUGAUAAUGCUGAGAUAUCAGAUGUUCGUAGUCCAUUGAUUUUGGAAAAAUGCAAGAUAUCGAAAUGGCCAAAGCUCAUCAGAAGUGCACUUUCAUUGUCACAAAGUCGUGAUCGGGAACAGAAGAACCGGUUUGGUCAAAAUUUAAAAAACGUUUAGCCACAAGUACAUCCACAAAUUCAUCUUGGCACCGCUUGCCUCAUGCACUUUAUAGUUCGAAUUCAUCGAUCAUUCAUGCU
This is a messenger RNA of Loa loa (African eye worm), 4184 nucleotides long. RefSeq names its product RGC/RGC protein kinase. NCBI's taxonomy places the organism in Eukaryota, Metazoa, Nematoda, Chromadorea, Rhabditida, Onchocercidae. Gene Ontology annotation, molecular function: ATP binding; guanylate cyclase activity; protein kinase activity. The coding region runs from base 1 to 4104 and encodes 1367 amino acids. The record is from RefSeq and is a predicted model, not a curated record. The transcript has 27 exons. Gene Ontology annotation, biological process: cGMP biosynthetic process; protein phosphorylation; receptor guanylyl cyclase signaling pathway.